Olea europaea var. sylvestris is the source of this 672-nucleotide messenger RNA. RefSeq lists its product as uncharacterized. Gene Ontology annotation, molecular function: nucleic acid binding. NCBI's taxonomy places the organism in Eukaryota, Viridiplantae, Streptophyta, Magnoliopsida, Lamiales, Oleaceae. Bases 1 to 672 code for a protein of 223 amino acids. Gene Ontology annotation, biological process: DNA integration. The transcript is spliced from 3 exons. The record is from RefSeq and is a predicted model, not a curated record.
AUGUCUCACAAAUUCGAAGCUUUGGAGAAAUUCAAAGAGUUUCAAACGGAAGUUGAGAAACAAUUAGGUAAGAGUAUCAAGGCCCUUAGAUCCGAUCAAGGUGACGAGUAUCUAUCCCAAGAGUUUAAGGUCUAUUUAUCGGAUAAUGGGAUAUUAUCCCAAUUGAGUGUACCAAGAACUCCCCAACAGAAUGGAUAUCCAAAAGGAAUGAAAUGUUACUACUUCUAUAAUCCUCUUGAUAAGAAGGUAUUUGUUAGCACAAAUGCAACCUUCUUAGAGGAUAAGUAUAUAGAAGAACAUAAGUCUACUACUAAGAUUCUAUUGGAAGAGAUGUUAGAACAUGGUUCAAACAACUCAGUUCCAAAUUUUCGCAUAGAAUCUAAUAGUGAUGACUUGGAACCUCCUACUGAACCAACGGUUGCUGAUAAAGUAAGUAAGCCAAUGAUGCCUACAAGGCGAACCAGAGGACAAGAUCAAGCAGUGGGAAGAGAGGAUGGACCUUUGGUCAGACUGGACAAUAAGGCACCUUCAACCAUUACUCGUAGUGGGAGGGUUGUGAGACCACCUUCUAGGUACUUGCUCUAUGAAGAAUCCUAUCAGGCGAUCUUUAUUGAGCAAGAAAAGGAUCCUACUUCGUUUGAGGAAGCAAUGGAAGAUGUAGACUUUGAAUAA